GCAUCUUUCUAACGAUGCGUCAGAAAAACAAAACCAGUCAUAUUUGUCAGAAACCCGUCUGGGCCAUGGCAAAGUGCUCUUGCUGUCUCACAGGGUUGAGCUAGUGCUCAUUAUUCCCUUGACGGACCUCAUCUGAUAUGACUGAGGAUCGGCUGGUCGGGUGCCCCUUGUGGCUGUUUCCCAGAGCUGCUUUGAAGGUUACCACCGGCAAUGGGCGGUCCUCGGAGAACUGUACCCCGCGACCUUCUCUCCACAAACUUCACGGAGUCUACCUGUGCAGUCCAGACCAUCGUACACAAAGCUGUGUUGUGAUGAGAAGUGGCUGCCAAAAUCGAGGUCGCAGUCGUUUCAAUAGGAGGCUUUGUCAUGAUGAGAACUCAUUCUGUAGCAUGGAGCGUGUUGCGCGCUCAAAAACGGGCUUUCUCGUCCACGUCGAGAAGACUCGAUAACUAUGGUUUUAUCGGCCUCGGCCAAAUGGGUUACCAAAUGGCGAAGAACCUCCAGUCGAAGCUCACACCCAGCGAUUCCAUCCGCAUAUUUGACAUCAACAAAGAUGCUGCAAGGAGAUUAGCUGAGGAUAUGCGGACAUCCCAGGCGGGUGGUGCUGCCGUAGAGUUGGUUCAAAGCAACUUUGAAGCGGCUAAAGACUCUGAUGCAGUCAUUACAUGUCUGCCGGAACCGUCCCACGUGAACAGUGUUUUCUCGGAGAUUCUGUCGCCAGAGCUUCCCCGGCGGGAGAGGAUAUAUAUCGACUGCUCAACGAUUGAUCCGUCAACUUCACGGGAGAUUGCGAGGCAGGUUUCAUCAGCCAGUCAGGGCAGCUUUGUUGAUGCCCCGAUGUCUGGCGGUGUUGUUGGUGCCACCGCGGGAACUUUGACGUUUAUGCUUGGGGCUCCUGAUGCUCUGGUUCUCAAGAUCGAGCCCGUGCUGCUGCGCAUGGGUAAGAAAGUGCUGCACUGUGGCGUCCAAGGCACGGGGUUGAGCGCGAAGCUCGCCAACAACUAUCUUCUGGCCAUCAAUAAUAUCGCAACAGCCGAAGCCAUGAACCUAGGUAUGAGGUGGGGACUAGACCCCAAGACUUUGGCAAACAUCAUCAACAUGAGUACUGGCAGGUGCUGGCCGUGUGAGGUCAACAACCCUGUGAAAGGGGUUGUCGACACAGCACCAGCCAAUCGUGACUUUGCUGGUGGGUUUGGAAUCAGCUUAAUGCAGAAGGACCUCAAACUCGCCAUCAUUGCUGCCGACGAGGCCGACGCCAAGUUAGAAUUGGGAAGCCGAGCGCAGGAAGUGUACGAAGAGGCCGCACACGCUGAGAACUGCAAAGGUCGCGACUUUUCUGUUAUUUAUAGAUUUAUUGGCGGAAAAGAAUAGAUCGAUCUUACAAUCAGCCUGUCCCAACGAUAUCAUGUUUUCAUGAAUUUACAAUCCAUGGUCUUGAUCACGUCUCUACGCAGUAU
Molecule: messenger RNA, 1457 nt
Organism: Pseudomassariella vexata
Lineage: Eukaryota; Fungi; Ascomycota; Sordariomycetes; Amphisphaeriales; Pseudomassariaceae
Product: putative 3-hydroxyisobutyrate dehydrogenase G6G8.5
Exons: 3
Coding region: 367-1371 (334 amino acids)
Biological process (GO): L-valine catabolic process
Cellular component (GO): mitochondrion
Molecular function (GO): 3-hydroxyisobutyrate dehydrogenase activity; NADP binding; NAD binding
Source: RefSeq, a predicted model, not a curated record